AUGCCGCGUCCUUCCUCUCAUGGGCUGCUGGCGGUUGCGACCGUGGCCCUGCUGGUUGCUGGCCUCGCUGCCCCUGCGAAGGCUGACCGCCCGGCGGGGGCUGACGACAACACACAGGGUGGCUUCAUCGGCGCCAAGAAUUGGCUCAAUGGCGUCAUGUUCAAGCAGGACAAUGAGGUUUUCAAGGUCAACUUCAAUGGCGUGGCCAAAUGCGACCAAGCUGUGGAUCCCAAGUGUGUGAAGGGAGUCGCCUUGUCCACGGUCAUCACCAGUGUCAGGGACGCCUCCAAGACGAAGGCCUUUAACUGGCCCGUCGCCGACGCUGUCCUGACCCCUGUCAGCGGAGGCAGGCGCCUGAACGCACAGUGCAACAUCCUGGACCUCGUCCUCGGCCCCCUGUUUGUUGACCUGCUGGGCAUCAAUGUGAACCUGAACCAGCUGAUCCUGACCAUCACCGGUCAGACCGGUCCUGGGGCCCUCCUGGCCAACCUGCUGUGCGGGCUGACGGGCAUCCUGGAUAACACGACCCUCUUCAACCUCCUGAGCAACAUCUUCUCCCAGCUGGGCGGCAUCCUGGGCUGA
Molecule: messenger RNA, 582 nt
Organism: Monoraphidium neglectum
Lineage: Eukaryota; Viridiplantae; Chlorophyta; Chlorophyceae; Sphaeropleales; Selenastraceae
Exons: 3
Coding region: 1-582 (193 amino acids)
Source: RefSeq, a predicted model, not a curated record